AAGUGGAAAAAGUAAAUUUAACAUGAGCUCCGAAGUAGGAAAAGUAAACGUGUGCGCCGGCGCGCAGGUUCCGCGCGUUGGCGGCAAACCAUGAGAGACCAGUUUGGCGUUUGGGUUGCGUCUAAGCGUCAGUUGACGUAGACCCGUCGUCGACGUAGCAAUAUGCUUUUCGUUUUCGCGAUCCCGGUGUUCUCCAUCGCGACAUGGGCAUCCGCGCUGAACGAUCCGUUAUCAGAAUUACCAAGAUUCGGGAAACCAUUGAACAAUCUUACCAUUUCAGUCGGUCGUGAAGCCAUCUUCACCUGCAUCGUGGAGAAUCUCGGUCCGUAUAAGGUGGCAUGGCUUCGAGUGGACACGCAGACAAUAUUGACGAUAGCAAAUCACGUUAUCACGAAGAAUCAUCGGAUCACAGUGACUCACAGCGGACAUCGUACGUGGUCACUUCACAUCAAAGACACGAAAGAAACUGAUCGGGGUUGGUACAUGUGCCAGGUCAACACUGAUCCAAUGUCCAGCAUCACCGGAUUCCUCGAAAUAGUUGUACCUCCGGAUAUCCUGGACUAUCCCACCAGUACGGACAUGGAAGUGAGGGAGGGUAGCAACGUGACGCUGCGGUGCGCGGCGACAGGAACACCGAAGCCGACGGUCACGUGGCGUAGAGAGGCAGGCGGCACGAUCACCCUCUCCAACUGGCACGAGGUAGCGAGUAUCGAAGGUUCAUAUCUGGAAAUAACGGAUGUCACUCGACUCCACAUGGGACCGUACUUGUGCAUAGCAUCGAACGGAGUACCGCCUACCGUCAGCAAGAGGAUCGUUCUCAUUGUUCACUUUCCGCCGAUGGUUUGGAUUGAAAAACAAUUAGUUGGUGCAUACGAAGGCAAAGUACUUGUUCUUGAAUGCCAAAGCGAGGCUUAUCCCAAACCGAUCAGUUAUUGGACAAGGCCAACAAACGAGACUAUAACUAACGACAAUCACUACGAAGUCGAAACGAUAUCCAAAGGAUACAAAGGAUACAAGAUGACGAUGAGAUUGACUAUAAAGUCGGUACGUGUACAAGAUUUUGGAUCCUUUCGAUGUAUAUCGACGAAUUCGUUGGGUGAAACCGAAAGCAAGAUCAAACUUUACAGAAUUGAUAGGCCACCAACGACGAGACGGCCAGGUACACGACGGGAUCCGAAGAAAUCUUGGAAAAUGGAUCACAGUAACGAGAAAAAAGCAGCUGGCAUGAGGGACGAGCCAAUGUCGAAAGGAAAUUAUGAUAGUGGGGAAGAGCAAACGGAUUUUCAAUCGGCCACAGCUUCUUCGAGCUUUCAUCGUCACAUUUUCACAAAUCUUGGUAUUACCGUGUUCAUUGGUAUCAUAGUUAGUGGACUAUCGACGUAGACCUUUCAUAUCGUCGUCAUCCUUCUUGACAUUAGAGAAUUUUGAAAAUUUCGAGAAUGGAUGGAUCUUUUUCGACGCGAGGUACUAUCUCCACUCGCAAAUAUCGUUACUCGAAAACUUUUCGAAUUGCGAGAUGGUAAGUUAUCAGGAACAUACGAAAAGGUAAGGCCGAAGAUAGGAACAAGAAAAUUUUCGAUCAGGAGUUCCACGCUUUGUGCACUUUUCGUCCUGCGAGAUACGCGAAUAUCGUACAAGAUUACCUGUGCCCAUUUAAACUCUCCAGAGAUCUUGGCAAAUAUCGUAAAUUUAAGCUCUUAUAGAUUAUGAACGAGGUAAAAAAUCUAUGGAGUACGAAGAAGAGAGUACGUAGAGUUUUAUCUAGCAUGUAAUGAUCCUCUCCCGAAAAGUUGUUUUUACGUUAUUACUCGUUACGUUCCGUCGAAGUACGAAACGUUAAUACCAAUUGUAAACCUUCAUAUUUGUAUUACAGGAUUAAAUCGAUGUAGGUAAUGUGUGCUCCCGCAUAAUGUUACUCUUACACUAUAUACUCUAUAUAAAUAGUAGAUUGUCCUAUUAAGUUACAGUACAAUGACAAUAAUUUUUUAUCUACUCUCAUUAAAGAGCAAAAUUUUGGUAAAUUUACGAUUACAUCGAUAAUAAACUGCCGCGUAAAUAAGCUGCCUCUAAAAAAAAAAUCUUUCCUUCUACAAAGAUGCGUUUAUAUUCAAUGGACAUGAAAUUAUUCAGGAACGACGCCGUCAUCAAUCCAUUAGCGCACAGUCCAUUAAGUUUAAGAAGUUAUCAACUUAGCUUGCGUAUUUUGUGAUAAUGACUCCCAUUGUGUACGAUGUAAAUACACGUAGAGAUACCCAAUAGGUUCAAUAGAUUAUAACGCAUCGAUCGUUGCUUUCGAAGCAUAGAGCAAUUGAUAUUGUACAAUAACAGUGUGUGAACGAUAUUGUAGAUUAAGCCUCAGGGACAUGUAAAUACGUUAAGCUGUAAGAACGACCUUGCGUUAGUUUUUGCAUUUGUGAACGUAAGAAAUCUACCUAUCUUUCUGUAAAUACGAUGUACUUAAUCGUGUAAUUCGGCAAUAAAUGUUAGGCAGUACUAACUGUUA
Vespa velutina is the source of this 2503-nucleotide messenger RNA. RefSeq names its product opioid-binding protein/cell adhesion molecule homolog. Gene Ontology annotation, cellular component: neuron projection. The record is from RefSeq and is a predicted model, not a curated record. The coding region runs from base 163 to 1383 and encodes 406 amino acids. Lineage: Eukaryota; Metazoa; Arthropoda; Insecta; Hymenoptera; Vespidae. The transcript is spliced from 8 exons.